GGUAUUUAUUUCGAUUUGGAAAUCAGUAGUUGAGGUUAGACAUAGUUAGAAGUAAUAAACCUUCCUAGUUGACCGGACUGACCUUCAAUGGCAGACACAACGGGGAACCGCGUUACGCCGAGUCAGACCCCUGGCCCGGCGGGGGAAAGCAACCCGUUGUACAUAGCCUACGUCCUGGUGCCUGUCUUCUUCCUGCUCGGCCUUCUGGGAGUGCUCAUCUGUCACGUGCUGCAGAGGAAGGGCUACCGCUGCACCACCGAGGCGGAGGAAGAGGAGGUGAAGGAGGAGGAGAAAGACCUGGAACAAGGAGCAGACUUAAACGAUACCUACAGCGAAAGCAACAAUGACACCGUUGGACAGAUUGUUCAUUACAUCAUGAAGAAUGAAGCAAAUUCAGAUGCUCUCAAAGCCAUGGUUCAUGAAAACAGCAUUGACUCAGAUGGCCCGGUCACACCCACCUCCCCCGUCACGCCCACCUCCCCGGCGAUGCCCACCUUCCAGGCGACGCCCCUGUCCCCCGGCGCCCCGGCGGCGGCGGCAGACAAGCCCAAGCACACCUGUAACCACCUGCACACCAUCGGGGGCGUGGGCGCCAACCAGAACAUCUGUAACCGCUGCAACCUCAAGAAGGGCUGGCCGCUGCUGAGGAGAGCCUCCAAUAGGAAGGCAGACCGCCGGACCUACGGGGAGGUCACGGUGCUGGCGGUGGGCAGGUUUCGGGUGACCAAGUGUGACAAGCCCGCCCGGGAGAGGCGGACCCUGCUGAUCGCGGACUCCAAUGGGAGCAUGCCCUCGUCCUCCGUGGAGGCGGGGCCUCCCAGCAGGACCACCUCCGAGUCACAGGCGCAAGAAGCCAACACAAAGUGAAGGCAAGUCUCCUAGGUCGGCAGAAAUUGGGAAUCGAUUUAGACACUUUCAAAACCAAGCGGCAGAAUGACGUGUCCGUGCCGGAGGGUCGUCAUUGGACGGCAGCCAUGUCAGUCCGGGGGUCGGUCCCUCCACGCCCCUUCCCUUCUGUAGCCGGAUGAGUUGAGAGAACGGUGAUGAUGACAAUGGGGAGGAGGAAGAGCCAAGUCAAAGUCUUAGCCAUUCUGCCAAUGUUAUACCUUCCUAAUGUGGUGUGUGUGUCAUGAGGGCCCAUAUACCCUUCCCAAAUAAGCAACCGUCAUCAAAACAGACCAAAUCUUUGGGAAACUAGAGUUCAUUUUCGCUGAGGAUCCCUCGGUGGUCAUGUGACUCCCUGGGCUUGUGUCCAGGGUGUCGACGCUGCAUUAGUAAAUGUAGUUCAUAUGAGAGCCAAGUGCACUUUGAGUCCGAACUUUAUACCAAAGCACAUCCUUCCCAGGUACAAUCUCGAGCUAGUUUUAAUGGCGAGGGCCCUGCAGACCAUGGGUUUCAUGUCCUCCUCCCUACAAGCAGACAUCUCUGAUUCCCCCUGGUGAUGUGACGGUGAAUGGAUGAUUUUGUAUGUUUAACAGGAACCUACUAUGAGUUUUUGAUAUUUAUACCCCAUACAGACAACUGUUUUUUUUUUCUCUCUGACUCUGUGCCUAUUUGCAAGAUUCUGGAUCCCACAUUUUACGGAGGAUCUGUUGAUUAGCUGUGCCAAUGCCUUAUCUUGUAGACGUAUUUAUAUAAGGAAAUGUAUACGAUCAGCCUAAAUUUACAUUUUAACUGUGUGGAUUCAGUUCUGUGAAUUUUGUUUUUACUGGAUGUGGGCACCCAAAAUGCCUUUAGUUUGAUCAGUGUCAUCCCAGAAUGAACACUGUGUGUGUGCGCAUGUGAGGAAUAGCACGCGCCAUCUGUAUUUGUCUCAUUAGAUUUAGUGACAUGCACGUCACCAAAUGCGUGUUUCAUGUUGAAAUUAUUUUUAUUUUUAUGUCCAGAACAUGGACGUUACCUCUACAAAGUGUCCUUGCAUACUCCAAAGUAUAACAUACGUACAUAUAUCUAUGACAAUAUUCUAUUUUGGUCUUUCCAAACCAAAAUACCUCUCGUCAGUACAUUUCUCUAAGCUUUCCUGGACUCUCAUACUGAACCUAUGUUCCAUCUCACAAAGAUUUUAGAAAAACGUGUUGGUAUGAGUUCAUGAUCUUUAUUUAAUUCCAUGUGCCUAUUUAUGAUAUGCAUAUGAUUAUAUGCACUGUAUUGCUUUCCGAACCUCAGCUCUGAAUGAUCACAUCAGUUUUCCACUUUUCCC
Molecule: messenger RNA, 2200 nt
Organism: Osmerus eperlanus (European smelt)
Lineage: Eukaryota; Metazoa; Chordata; Actinopteri; Osmeriformes; Osmeridae
Gene: rell1
Product: RELT like 1
Exons: 8
Coding region: 88-867 (259 amino acids)
Biological process (GO): positive regulation of p38MAPK cascade
Cellular component (GO): plasma membrane
Source: RefSeq, a predicted model, not a curated record